AGAUCAGUCAUUUCCUCGGAUCAUGUUUCUCCCCCUCUAUACAGUCACGAAGUGGGGAUCAAAGUGGGCGUUGCACUGCACACGUCAGCGGCUAAGAGAUUGAUUAGUUCCGACGAGUGUGAGAGCCAGUGAAUGUUCGGGGCUGAGCAGUGGAGGGACGAUCGUCGUGACGCUAAGCUUUAGCCAUUGUUAGCUGCAUGAUAAGCUACAUCAUCGGCUCAAUUAAGCAUCCUCGAUACCGGUGUUCAUCUGGCACGUGUAUGAUUCGUGAGUUCUGCUUUGUGAGUCGAAAUGGGCCUGCAGAAGAGGCCAGAUCGGAUCUUACGGCGGCAAUAGCGACGUGGUACACACUUAAAUAAGACUAGAGUGCUUUCUGAAAACAAGCUGGCCAUCGACUUUCCCCUCUACAAUCUUUCCAAAGCCUUUAUCUCAUCACCAAAAUGACCAUCUCUCACUACGGUGUCUGGGCCUGUCAGCCCACUCGUUAUACCGCCCAGACGGACAAGCAGGACUCCAAGUCUCCCCAUAUUUAUCUUUACUUCACCGACGAUUCCUCGUCGAGCAAGAACCUUGAGGCAGCGAUCAAUGUCAAGUCUACCGAUAAGGACACCCGGCUUGUCUUUUGGCUGAAUCGCAAUUUCAGCCACCCCAUCACCGACGAGCUUUCGCAACUCGAUCAAGGCUUCCACCUGGCCCAGUCAAGCUCCUCAUCCAACUCAGCCCAAGAGUAUCACAGCCAAAAUUCAUCUCGUCACCAGAACCACGGUCACCACCAUUCCCACGGCAACUGCGAACGUCUGGUUCGCCGACAAGAGUCCACCUUGCAAGGACUCGACUUCGUCCGUACAAAGAACCUUGUUGACAUCGAAUCGGGCCAAAUCCUUCCGCAUGACGUCUCUGGUCCUGACAAUGACAUUCUGGACAAACUUGACCCCAUUCUGACCGACGCGAUUAACAAAAAGGCGACUGCCUACAUCUUUGGAUCAUCCUACGGCUCCGGGAUUCAUGACGUUCACAUGAACCAGGGUAGUCUCCCCAAUUUUGACAAUGGCAUCUACGAAGAUGGAGCGUUGCUGUUCAAGUUCGAUGACGGACACUGGGAGGCCGUGUUCUUGGCCUUCGCCUCGCAGAAGAUCCCUACCGAUGACCAGGGUGAAGCACAGUCCAACAGCAAGUCACUGGCAGGUAUUCUGGGGCAGUGAUUAGAUCUUGAGGAAGGAAACCCCAUCGAAUUGUUGGCGAUAAUGAUCUUGUCUAGGAUUCUCUCCUCAUCAAACAACGUGGUCAUGCCUAAAUGCUCAUUUACGAUGUUGGGACCGUUCUUGUUUCAUUGCCACGAGCGAGUAACUCGAGAAGCUCCACGAAUGUAUAAGCUAAUAUUGGGCCAUACCAAUGUUACCCCUAUCGUCGCACUAUCA
This is a messenger RNA of Penicillium brasilianum, 1418 nucleotides long. NCBI's taxonomy places the organism in Eukaryota, Fungi, Ascomycota, Eurotiomycetes, Eurotiales, Aspergillaceae. The record is from the annotation of a GenBank genome assembly.